UUCAUUCUUGUUUUUCUCUGUUUUUCCACAGUGGUUAUGUCUUUGAUUAUGAUUACUACAGAGAUGAUUUCUACAAUCGGUUGUUUGAUUACCAUGGUCGUGUCCCCCCACCACCCCGUGCAGUGAUUCCACUGAAGCGUCCUCGUGUGACUGUGACAACAACUCGCAGAGGAAAAGGGGUUUUCUCCAUGAAAGGAGCAUCACGAUCCACCUCAAGUGGGGCCUCUUCCUCAGGAUCCAAAUCACCCACCUGUCUUCCCCUGCCCCUUAUGUGGAGUGAUACAGUCCUUGGAAGCGUCACUGGAAGAGGAAGAGAGAGAUCAGUGAAAUCAGAUGAGUUGCAAACAAUCAAGAAGGAAUUAACCCAAAUCAAAACAAAAAUUGACUCCUUGCUAGGGAGACUGGAAAAGAUUGAAAAGCAGCAAAAAGCUGAAGCAGAAGCUCAGAAGAAACAUAUGGAAGAUACUGCUGAUUUGAUUCAAGAGGAAUGCAUAUCAGAGAAUGCAGAUAACUCUACGGAAGAGCCAAUUGAAGGGGGGCCAGAUGCAGAUGGGGAUGGAGAAGAGAUGACUGAUGGGAUAGAGGAGGAUUUUGAUGAGGAUGGCAGCAAUGAGCUGGUAAGGAAUAACCAUGCCAUGUCUGCCUGUACAGUUGCUGCAA
Antrostomus carolinensis (chuck-will's-widow) is the source of this 660-nucleotide messenger RNA. Its product is annotated as RNA-binding Raly-like protein. Lineage: Eukaryota; Metazoa; Chordata; Aves; Caprimulgiformes; Caprimulgidae. Gene Ontology annotation, molecular function: RNA binding. The annotation marks the transcript as partial. The record is from RefSeq and is a predicted model, not a curated record. The transcript has 5 exons. Gene Ontology annotation, cellular component: nucleus.